AAGAAGAGGAGGGUCAGAGAUCUAAACUGCAGCCAUGGUUCUGGAGGACGAGUGCGACUCUGUCUUUGAGCAGCAAAUCACUGAGGAACAUGUGGAGACCCAGUAUGGGAACGUUCACUGCACCAUGACAGGAUCUCCGAAGGCGAACCGCCCUGUGAUCCUCACCUUCCACGAUAUCGGACUGAACCAUAAGUCCUGUUUUGAGACUUUCUUCAACCACGAGGACAUGCACGAAAUCCUCAGACAUCUGCCUGUUUGUCACGUCGAAGCUCCAGGACAACACGAACAAGCCAAAACUCUUCCCACUGCGUAUACUUAUCCCACCAUGGACCAGCUGUCUGAAGCUCUGCCUGCUGUCCUCAAACACUUUGGGUUGCGGAGUGUGAUUGGCCUGGGAGUCGGAGCAGGAGCUUACAUCCUGGCUAGAUUUGCUCUGAAUCACCCUGAUCUGGUGGAUGGAUUAGUUCUCAUCAACAUCAACCCCAACGCUGAAGGAAUCAUGGACACUGUGGCAAACAAGAUCACUGAGUGGACCCACACUCUCCCAGACACAGUCAUCACACAUCUGUUUGGAAAGGAAGAGAUCCAGACCAACCACGACCUCAUAGCGACGUACCGUCACCACAUCACAACCACCAUGAACCAGGCCAACGUCAGCCAGUUCUUGCGCUCAUACAACAGCCGUGGCGUUCUGGAGGUGGAGAGGCCUGUUCCUGGAGGAAACAUCAACGUCAGGACCCUCAAGUGCCCCACUCUGCUGCUGGUAGGAGAUAAUUCUCCUGCUGUGGAGGCUGUGGUCGACUGCAACUCCAAACUCAACCCCACCAAGACCACACUGCUCAAGAUGGCCGACUGUGGAGGACUUCCUCAGGUGGAUCAGCCGGGCAAAGUGAUCGAAGCCUUCAAAUAUUUCAUCCAGGGCAUGGGAUACUUGUCCAGCGCCAGUAUGACCAGACUUCGCUCUCGGACGACCUCCAGCUCCAGCGUUUCCUCCUUCGACCUCCCUCGUAGCCGCGCACACACCAACGAUCUGCAGCGAGGCCGGACACAGUCUCACGGCACCGAGGACAAGCGUGGACGCUCGCACACCGACGUCUCCAUGGAGAGCAUCUCCAACCAGAACAUCUCUAAGACCACUGAGGUGGCCUGCUAG
Stegastes partitus (bicolor damselfish) is the source of this 1153-nucleotide messenger RNA. Its product is annotated as protein NDRG1. Lineage: Eukaryota; Metazoa; Chordata; Actinopteri; Pomacentridae. The transcript has 12 exons. The record is from RefSeq and is a predicted model, not a curated record. The coding region runs from base 35 to 1153 and encodes 372 amino acids.